Molecule: messenger RNA, 2159 nt
Organism: Dichomitus squalens LYAD-421 SS1
Lineage: Eukaryota; Fungi; Basidiomycota; Agaricomycetes; Polyporales; Polyporaceae
Product: eukaryotic translation initiation factor 4A-like protein
Exons: 4
Coding region: 49-1545 (498 amino acids)
Biological process (GO): P-body assembly; cytoplasmic stress granule assembly
Cellular component (GO): P-body; cytoplasmic stress granule
Molecular function (GO): mRNA binding; ATP binding; RNA helicase activity
Source: RefSeq, a predicted model, not a curated record
AGACACUCCCCACACACCCGCUCCGACACACAUCCCCUCGCCACCUCAAUGGCUCAGCAACCUCGCCCUUCCUCAUCCACCUCGCAUACUGAGAAUUGGAAGACGGGUCUGCGCCCACCACCAAAAGACUACCGUCCGCAGACCGAAGACGUGACUGCCACCAAAGGAGUCGAGUUCGAAGACAUGUUCCUUCGCCGGGAACUUCUCAUGGGCAUCUUUGAGGCCGGCUUUGAAAGACCGUCCCCCAUCCAGGAAGAGGCCAUUCCCAUCGCACUCACCAAACGCGACGUCCUCGCACGCGCCAAGAACGGUACAGGCAAGACUGCUGCAUUCGUCAUCCCCUCCCUUCAGCAGGUCGACGUGAGCAAGAACAAGAUUCAGGCGUUGCUCCUCGUCCCCACGCGUGAGCUCGCGUUGCAGACCGCCCAGGUUUGCAAGACGCUUGGGAAGCAUAUGGGCAUCCAGGUGAUGGUCACCACGGGCGGCACGACCCUCAAAGACGAUAUCAUACGUCUAUCUGAGGCCGUACAUGUCCUCGUUGGUACCCCUGGACGUAUACUCGACCUUGCGGGCAAGGGCGUUGCGGAUCUCAGCGAGUGCCCCGUCUUCGUCAUGGACGAGGCGGAUAAGCUACUGUCGCCCGAGUUCGCACCCGUCAUGGAACAGCUGCUCUCCUACCUCCCCAAGACUCGCCAGGUCAUGCUGUUCAGCGCUACGUUCCCUAUGAUUGUGAAGGACUUCAAAGAGAAACAUAUGAAGUCCCCGUACGAAAUCAACCUCAUGGAGGAGCUCACUCUCCGUGGUGUCACCCAAUAUUACGCCUAUGUCGAAGAACGGCAGAAGGUGCACUGUCUCAAUACUUUAUUCUCCAAGCUGCAAAUUAACCAGUCUAUCAUAUUCUGUAACUCUACAAAUCGCGUCGAGCUCCUCGCCAAGAAGGUCACCGAGCUCGGCUAUUCGUGUUUCUACUCGCACGCGAAGAUGCUGCAGUCCCACCGCAACCGCGUCUUCCAUGACUUCCGCAACGGCGUAUGCCGCAACCUCGUUUGCUCGGACCUGCUCACUCGCGGUAUCGACAUCCAGGCCGUCAACGUUGUCAUCAAUUUCGACUUCCCCAAGAACGCGGAGACGUACCUCCACCGUAUCGGCCGUUCGGGUCGGUUCGGCCAUCUUGGUCUCGCAAUCAACCUCGUCACAUACGAGGACCGUUUCAACCUGUACAAGAUCGAGCAGGAGCUCGGUACAGAGAUCCAGCCGAUCCCCCAGCAGAUCGACAAGGGCUUAUACGUCGCGCCGACGGGACCUACCGAGGACAACACGGAGCAGCAGCAGAAGGGCAAGGCCGUUGCUCAGCAGCCCCAACCUCAGCCUCAGCCUGCACAGAGACAGGCGCACCAGCCUGUUCCCCAGGUGCAGACGAGACAACAGGCAUCGCCGCAGGUCAUGUACCAAAGCGGGCCUCCGCAGCAACGCGUGAACGGUGGUCCCGUGCCUCAACAGCAGCCAUAUCCGAACGGGUACCGCGGGGUUCCAGUAGCGCGAUGAAGCCUUCUUAGUCCCAUCGCGAUUCGUCUUCGUGCUUAGGAGGAUGUUCUAGUUGAGAGAGGAAGGGAGAAGCGGGGGAGGAGGAGGGGAGAGUGCGUGGAUGGAUGUUGUUCCACGUUGGCUCGACCUCACGACACACACAAUGCUCUUUCGGUUUGCUCUGGCAACUUCAGUUCAUCGCAACAAGAAGGGAUCCUUGUACGAUAUCAUAUGCCCACCUCGAACACUCGCAUCGCGCCUCGCCUUACCGACACAACCAAUCGCAAUCACCCUGACUAUCACUAUCGACGCGCAUUUUCGACCCUCCCGCUCACGCACCUCACCAUCGCAGCCUCCUGUCGGACUCGCACCGUUGUUACUCCGCCCCCUCCAGUCGAACCAAUAUCUACGCUUACACCUUUGGACGCGUUGCCCCUGACAUUAUCGCAAUGUUACCCCCAACACCAGCACCACUGCAUAGCAGCCCUACACCCCAUUGAACCCCUCUCUGCCCUACACCAAUGCGAUCGCGCUAGAGGACUACGCUCUAAGCUGUUGAUCUCCUGAAUUGUUCCCGUCGCCUCAAUCGCCCUCGACUCGUAUUAUACGGCUAUCGUUUACUUUCGCUACUCGCU